Striga asiatica is the source of this 1310-nucleotide messenger RNA. Lineage: Eukaryota; Viridiplantae; Streptophyta; Magnoliopsida; Lamiales; Orobanchaceae. The record is from the annotation of a GenBank genome assembly.
UGCCUUCAAAUAGUUUUCUCCCUUAUUUCUAGAGACACAAAUACAUAUGAUAGUUUUCAUCUCUAUAUAUGCAUAUAUUUUCAAAUUAUAAGAUUAAUUUAAAUAUUAUUUAGAAAAAAAAUGAGUUGCCCUAAUUGAUGAAGAUUAGGAUGGUGAAUUUUUCCUAUAAUUGUAACAAAAGAACAAAUAAUUGAAGGAUUUAUCACUAUGGAAGAACUUGCAUCAACCAUCCAAACAUGAACGAACAUUCAACAAGGGAAGAAAUUCAAGAAAUGUUGAAUGAGGCUGAUACUGAUGGAGAUGGUACAGUGGAUUUUGAUGAGUUUUUGAGUGUCAUGACAAGAAAAACAAAGGAAAACGUGGCAGAUGAGGUCAAAGGAGCUAUCAGGGUGUUUAAUUGGGAUCAAGAUGGAUUCAUAUUGGGCAUUGAAGUGAAUGCCCCAAACCCCGAAGCCUGCAAAAGGGCGCCGAACGGCAGAAAUCAUUGUGCUAGAGCCCCUUUGGUCCUGCAAAAAGGAAAGGGUAGAAAAAUAAUGAAGUUUUUGGUACUAAGUAAAUGUUAUGCUAGAUUGUUAAGGACAAUAAAGUCAAUGCCGGGCUUUAGAUCCGAGAACGCGGCGUCCGUCAGAGAAGACGCUUUUAUUCUUUCGGCGAAAGCAGAACUUCAAGAGGUCAGAGAUGGAGACGGGGAGCAGGUGAUCGGAGUCGAGGGCUUAAUAUUCAGUGACGGAUUUAGAAAUUUUACUCAGGGCUCGUUUGAUUUGGCUGCCUCGGCCUCUGGGAACAUUGUAUUUGAGUUAGUGGGUAAGAGAAGUCUUCCUUUCCGAUUGUUGGAACCAGUUUCCAAUGUGGUCGCACGCCCUCUGCCGAACGACAUUCUUGAUUGGCAUUAUGUGUUGGAGGGAAGUCAAGGAACUGCUUUUGCAGGUGGAUAUUACUAUGGAAAGAUAAAGUUUCCUCCAGAAUACCCUUUCAAACCUCCAGGAAUCAGCUGGACAAUAGUCCCACCACAGGCAGCGUCUCAAUUACUGAUGAAGAAAAACGGAUGCUUGCAAAGGCUUCUCUGGCUUUUAAUUGUAAAAACUAGCAGACGAGCAACCUGCAAAUCAGGCAGAAAACAAUCCGCCCAGGACAAGAACUCCACUCUGACUAGACGUGGGCCCACUGAGGAGCCAGUAAACGACCAACUCCCGAAAGAGUUGAAUAACAAUCAACCCCAGCAACUGAGGAGAUCCAUCCCUACAUGGCUGCUCUUAUUGCUCGUUUCGAUUUUUUCGGCCAUGAUGGCCUUGCCUUCGCUCCAUCUUUAA